Paraglomus occultum is the source of this 477-nucleotide messenger RNA. Lineage: Eukaryota; Fungi; Glomeromycota; Glomeromycetes; Paraglomerales; Paraglomeraceae. The record is from the annotation of a GenBank genome assembly.
GAGGAACAGGAGAAAAACGUGAACAAUGAAGAUGACGAGAUGAAAUCAAGCUUUUCCAGUACCGCGGAAUAUUCGUGGCAGCAAGAACUGUAUAACGAUGCCAAGGACCAGCUGACGAAAGUGGAGACGGCACUGCAGGAAGGCAUAGAUAAUAGGGAUUUCAUUAUCAAUCAUAGCAAUUGUAAAAAUGAGGCAUACCAAGAAGCGAAAAGUUCUCCCCUCCCUAUACGACUACCAGGAGAAAAUACAAUAGUUAAGGAUGUGGCGGAACUUGUAAUGGGUGAAACUGAGGGAGUUAAUUCGAUACUUCCUUCUAGUUGUUGUGCAGGAGGAUGUAAUUUCUUGUGUUGGAGGGGGAGUGAUGUCUCAGUAAUAUCUGCUGUAUUGAUAGUUGGGGUGGUGAGUUCAUUUAUGAUCAUGCAUCAAUGUCAGAGGAAAGGGAGAGGUCAGAUGGGAGAAUGUACUCAAGAUAUAUGA